AUGGCGCCUCUGCCUCUCCCACUCCCCCUUCCCGCCUCCAUGAUCAGUCCCCACCCUUACAAACUGCACGACGCGCCAAGGCCCGACGCCUCUUUGCACGCCGCGCUCGCCUCCUUCUCGCAGCAAGCCCACGAGGGCGGCCUCCGCGACGCGUUCGCACUGGUCGCCCGCGCCGAGCGCCAGUCCUCCCCCGCCGCGGCCGUUGCGGUGGGUCCGGAGGUGUACACGUCGCUCCUCCAGUGCUGCGUCACGGCCGGGUCCCUCCGCGCGGGCCGCCAGGUGCACGCGGCGCUCGUCAAGCGCGGACCCUACUACUGCCGGAACGCGUACGUCGGCACCAAGCUCGCCGUCUUCUACGCGCGCUGCGGCGCCCUCGACGACGCCGAACGCGCGUUCGGCGCACUCCCGGAGAGGGACAGGAACGCCUUCGCGUGGGCCGCCGUCAUCGGGCUCUGGAGCCGCGCGGGGCUGCAUACCAGGGCGCUCGCGGGGUUCGUCGGCAUGCUCGAGGCCGGCGUCCCCGCGGACAACUUCGUCGUUCCCACCGUGCUCAAGGCGUGCGCGGGGCUCGGCCUGGCCGGCGCCGGAAGGGCGGUGCACGGGUACGCGUGGAAAGCGGGCGUGGCUGAAUGCGUCUACGUCAUGAGCAGCCUCGUGGACUUCUACGGGAAAUGCGGGGAGGUGGAAGACGCGAGGGCGGUCUUCGACGCAAUGGCUGAGCGGACCGUGGUCACCUGGAACACGAUGCUUAUGGCGUACAUAAACAAUGGAAGGAUCGACGAAGCCGUGGAGCUGUUUUACGAGAUGAGGGUCGAGGGCGUGCUGCCGACGAGGGUGAGCAUCGUGAGCUUUCUUUCCGCAUCAGCCGAUCUUGAGGCUAUUGAUGGGGGAAGGCAGGGCCAUGCAAUGGCAGUUUCAAGCGGGCUGGAGAUGGACGUGAUUUUGGGGAGCUCCAUGAUCAACUUCUACUGUAAGGUUGGCUUGGUGGAGGCUGCCGAGGCAGUGUUUGAGCAGAUGAAAGAGAGAGAUGCUGUGACUUGGAACUUGAUGAUUGCUGGGUAUUUUCAGGACGGGCAGAUUGACAAGGCUUUUGACACUUGUCGAAGAAUGCUGGAGGCUAACCUUAAGUUUGAUUGCGUGACAUUGGCGUCCAUUAUUAUGGCUUGUGUAAAGUCUUGCAUUAUGUUGGUGGGUAUAGCUGCUCAUGGUUAUGCAGUCAGAAAUGGUCUUGAUUCAGAUAAGACGGUUGCCAGUGGCCUGAUAGACUUGUACGCGAGUACUGGGAGGAUUGAACACGCACAUCGAGUGUUCAAUGCCACGAAUCCGAGAAAUUUGGUCAUCUGGAAAGCAGUGAUUUCUGCUUAUGUCGAUUGUGGCAUGAAUUCUGAGGCUCGGAAUCUUUUGAAUCAGAUGCAGCUCGAAGGCAUAUCCCCAAGUGCAGCAUGUUGGGAUUCAGUAAUCUCUGCUUUCAUACGGAAUGGCCAAUUUGAAGAUGCUCUAGAUAUAUUCAGUGAGAUGCUUCUGACGAAAACGCGGCCCAAUCUGCGCACCUGGAGCUUGUUAAUAAGUGCCUUAUCCCAAAAUGGCAUGCAUCAGGAGGUAACAGAUAUAUGCUGCAAGAUGCAGGAAGUAGAGUCAGCACCCAGUCCAACAAUCUAUUCAUCUUUGAUCCUUGCUGUUAAAACAGCAGCGUCUGAAGAUUACGGGAAGGCAAUUCAUGCUUGUGUUGUUAAAAAGGGUCUGCUGCUGUCCAAAUCCGUGAUACAGUCACUUCUGAACAUGUAUAGUAGAUUUGACGACAGAGGCACAAUGGAUGGUUUACUAAGACUGCUUCCUGAAUCCUGA
Messenger RNA from Miscanthus lutarioriparius, 1845 nucleotides. The record is from the annotation of a GenBank genome assembly. NCBI's taxonomy places the organism in Eukaryota, Viridiplantae, Streptophyta, Magnoliopsida, Poales, Poaceae.